AUGGACCAGUACAGGGUGAACAGUAUACACCAGGACAGGGUGAACAGCAUGGACCAGGACAGGGUGAACAGUAUACACCAGGACAAGGUGAACAGUAUGGACAAGGACAGGUUGAACAGUUUGGAGCAGGACAGUAUGGAGCAGGACAGGUUGAACAAUAAGGACCAGGACAGGGUGAACAAUAUAGACCAGGACAGGGUGAACAGUAUGAACCAGGACAGGUUGAACAGUUUGGACCACGACAGGGUGAACAUUCGGGACCGAGACAGGGUGAACAGUAUGGACCAGGACAGGGUGAACAGUAUGGAUCAGGAGAAGGUGGACAGUAUACACCAGGACAGCUUGAACAGUAUGGAUCAAGAAAUGGUGAACAGUAUGAACCAGAACAGGGUGAACAGUAUGGACCAGGACAGGGUGAACGGUAUGGACCAGGACAGGGUCAACAGUAUGGACCAGGAUAGGGUGAACAGUAUACACAAGGACAGCGUGAACAGUAUGUACCAGGACAAUGUGAACACUAUACACCAGGACAGGGUGAACAUUAUUGACCAGGACAGGGUGAACAGUAUGAACCAGGACAGGGUGAACAGUAUGGACCAGGAAUGUGAGAACAGUAUGGACCUGGACAAGGGGAACAUUAUCUACCACGACAGGGUGAACAGUAUGGACCAGGACAGGAUGAACAGUAAGGACCAGGGGACGGUGAAAAGUUUGUACCAGGAAUGGGUGAACAGUAGAGACCACCACAGGGUGGACAGAACACAGCAGGACAGGGUGAACAGUAUGAACCAGUACAGGGUGAACAGUAUGGACCAGGACAGGGUGAAAAGUGUGGACCAGGACAGGGUGAACAGUAUGGACCAGGACACGGUGAACAGUAUGGACCAGGACUGGGUGAACAGUAUGAACCAGGACAGGGUGUACAGUAUGUAA
Schistocerca gregaria is the source of this 933-nucleotide messenger RNA. Its product is annotated as S-antigen protein-like. The record is from RefSeq and is a predicted model, not a curated record. NCBI's taxonomy places the organism in Eukaryota, Metazoa, Arthropoda, Insecta, Orthoptera, Acrididae. The transcript has a single exon. The coding region runs from base 1 to 933 and encodes 310 amino acids.